Molecule: messenger RNA, 1148 nt
Organism: Labeo rohita (rohu)
Lineage: Eukaryota; Metazoa; Chordata; Actinopteri; Cypriniformes; Cyprinidae
Gene: ppifa
Product: peptidylprolyl isomerase Fa
Exons: 6
Coding region: 101-670 (189 amino acids)
Biological process (GO): protein peptidyl-prolyl isomerization; protein folding
Molecular function (GO): peptidyl-prolyl cis-trans isomerase activity
Source: RefSeq, a predicted model, not a curated record
GUCACGUGUUGUGUGUGUGUACGGUAGUGUACGCUAGUUCUAACCUUGAGCGCUGAUUCUUAUAUGUAUUCGUUGAUGGGUUUUCAGCCCUACAGCAGUAAUGUUACAGAUGAAAAAUCGUUUGAAAUACUGCUCUGUCGCAGUCGCUGCGAACAGACUGGUUUCAGGUCCGCUGAAGAACCCUGUUGUCUUUAUGGAUAUCGCAGCUGACGACGAGUUCAUUGGAAGAAUUAUUAUUGAGCUUUAUGCUGAUGUUGUACCAAAAACAGCUGCAAAUUUCCGGGCCCUUUGUACAGGAGAGCAUGGCUUUGGAUAUAAGGGCUCAGUAUUCCACAGAAUCAUCCCUGAGUUCAUGUGUCAGGGUGGAGAUUUCACUAAUCAUAAUGGCACGGGUGGAAAGUCUAUUUAUGGAAAGAAAUUUAACGAUGAGAAUUUCAAGCUGAAACACACUGGACCAGGUGUACUGUCUAUGGCAAACUCUGGGCCGAACACAAAUGGAUCCCAGUUCUUCAUCUGCACUGCAAAAACAGAAUGGCUGGAUGGCAAACACGUCGUAUUCGGGCAGGUCAAAGAGGGUAUGGAGACGGUCUCUUUAAUGGAGUCCUAUGGCCUACAUGAUGGAGGAACUGUAAAGAAAAUCGUCAUCACAGACUGUGGAGAACUCAAGUAACAUCUCUUUCCCUCCCUAAAGGAGAGAACGGAGACGUCACGUUGGUGACCGACAAGUUGGGAUCCCAAUUCGUCGGUCACCGACGUGACUCAAAGUGACUGACUGAUGGGGAACCAAGGAUGCGAUCAAACAUUUUAACACAUACAUGUUUCCUAAGCACUUAUUGCCAUUUUAAUGUCAGUCUAUGGACACAUUAAGGUGUUUUAUGCUUACUAAGUAAGCAAAUGACUCAGUAAGUAUGGUGAUACUGAGCCCUACACAGCAAAUGUUGCUUAUGGUUCCAUAAUGCCAUGGGCCGUAAGGAAAUUUAUACUGUUAAAGCCUCUUUUCUUGAUUUUGAAAUUAGGAUAAAAGCUAUAUGGAGAUGUUUACCUUCUAAGAACUAUGCCAGAGAAACCCCAGGAGGUUUUUAAACAAAUAAAUUACACAUGAAACUGGUUUUGACAUAUGGAAUUUCUUCCAGGAUAUUUGCAUCCUG